Messenger RNA from Monopterus albus (swamp eel), 2428 nucleotides. RefSeq names its product methyltransferase 15, mitochondrial 12S rRNA N4-cytidine (gene mettl15). Lineage: Eukaryota; Metazoa; Chordata; Actinopteri; Synbranchiformes; Synbranchidae. The record is from RefSeq and is a predicted model, not a curated record. Gene Ontology annotation, molecular function: rRNA (cytosine-N4-)-methyltransferase activity. Gene Ontology annotation, biological process: rRNA base methylation. The transcript has 6 exons. The coding region runs from base 261 to 1415 and encodes 384 amino acids.
GAACUGUUGUAUUUUUUGUUUGUUUUGCUAAACUUAACUGUUACGUCCCUAUUAGUUGACAACGUGUGCGGUCGUCCAACAUGGUGGAAUAGCAACAAUGUAUCGUCAGUUGUAAAAUGCCAGCCAUUGUGGAUUUGAAUACCAUCACAGUUAGCUAGUACACACGUGUGAUAAAGAGCAGCAACCGGCGUCCUACAUAACAAUGCCACUGUUAUAAAAACCGAGCAACGCGAAAACAUACCUGUAAUAAGAUUUUCAGCAUGUCUGUGCGCUGCAACCAAAUGUUAUGGAGAACAAAUUUGGCUGUGUGGAGAGCAUGGAGGUCAUGGAAAUUAAACAUGCACUAUUCUACAGUUGGUGCAUCGUCCGGUCCUCUGGACAGACCUGAUGAAGAGGGCUCAGUUUCAACCGAAAAGCCUCCUCACACACCUGUCAUGCUCAAAGAGGUGCUUCAUUUCUUAGACAUCAAACCAGGUCAGGUGGUCCUGGACAUGACAUUUGGAGGUGGUGGUCAUACCAAAGCGAUACUGAAUAUGGUUCCUGAAGCUACAAUCCUGGCCUUAGACCGAGAUCCUACAGCAAUUUCUUUGGCCCGGCAGUUAGCCAAGGAACACCCCAAUCGUGUGAAACCAUUGCUUGGCCGAUUCAGUGAGCUUGAGGUGCUGCUGUCUGACAUGAACAUUAAGCCAAGCAGCAUUGAUGCUGUUCUGCUGGAUGCUGGAUGUUCCUCCAUGCAGAUGGAUCAGGCAGAAAGAGGCUUCUCUCUCAGUAAGGAUGGGCCCUUGGAUAUGAGAAUGGAUGGAGAGAGGUACCCCGACAUGCCCUGCGCUGCUGACGUUGUGAAUACCUUAGAUCAACAAGCUCUUGCAUCCAUCCUCACUGCAUAUGGGGAAGAAAGACACGCCAGGAAAAUAGCUUCAGCCAUUGUGGAUACACGUCGUGUCAACCCCAUCACCCGGACACAGCAGCUGGCCAGCAUAGUGGCAGGAUCGUUUCCUGCCGCUGUUGUCUAUUCACGUAGAGACAGACUCCAUCGACGUGCACAUGUGGCCACCAAGACUUUCCAAGCUCUGCGUAUCUUUGUGAAUGAUGAGCUGAAAGAGCUACACGCAGGCCUGUGUGCUGCCCAGGCAGUGCUGAGAUCUGGCGGACGUCUCUGCGUAAUCACCUUCCAUUCAUUGGAAGACCGACUGGUCAAACAUUUCCUCCAAGGCAAGGAUCUGUCUAAUCUAGAUCAGUACCACUUCAGCCCGAGGAAGCAAGGCACCAGGAAGGAAAAACUGGCAGGUGAAAAAAAUGAUGGAAGUGUUUAUUGGCUUCCUCUACAAAGAAAAGUAGUCACACCAGAAACAGAUGAUGUAAAAGAGAAUCCUCGAGGGCGUUCGGCUAAACUCAGGGCAGUUGUCAGACAAUAAAUAUGCAGGGUUACGUUUUUAUUCACUUUUUUAAAGUAAAGUUGUACUCAGAUUUUUACAGUUUCUAACUUAAGCCCACCAAAGAGGAGAUCUAGAGUUUUAUCCAGGUUGAGGUACCCCUGUCUUGCACUGAAUAAAACUGGCUGUAAUGCUGGUGGGAAGCCUGUGAGGGUUGGUGUUGAUUGGUGGCCUCGGGCAAGAGAGAAAUGACCAACCCACAGAAUAUGUCUGCUGGUCAAAGCUUAGAUUUUAUUCUUCAUUGGCAAGAAUAACUAGUGUCAUGAAUGUAGAAUAUGCCUGCUGUCCUGCCCAGGAUGACAGUGGAGUUUACAAUGAAAGACUGUUGUGUAUAAAAAAUGGGAUUUUCCAAAUUUGGAUAAAGCAGGAAACAAACGUAAGAAAUGAUAUACAGUCACAACAGUCCGCAGUUUCCUGGCUUUUGGCAUAAAUUAAUGAUCGUGAUCGUGAAUCAUGCCAUUACUUUAUCUUUCUACAGUAUGUAACAAAAUAAACUGUAUAAUCCAUGGUCUUCAUUCAGUGAAUCGACCUGGUUCAAGAGUUACCCAGGCCCUCUGUGUAACUUUUUGCUCAUAUAAUCAAGCAUUUUUUCAUAGUUUGAUACCUGAAUUCAGCUCCAUUCACUGAAUAACGAUUGUGAGAUGCAGCUCUGAGAGCUAUUAAGUGAACCUAUGAUCUUAGAUUGUUUUGCUUCAUACACUUUUCCCAAAGGUCAAGAAUGGACAGUUUAAGUUAUGAAUUAAAUAAGAACAGUACUAAUUAGAAGAAGCUGAUUUAUUAUAAUAACACAGUUUACUGAAAUAGCAGCAGGCAGCAGUCGGUCUUCCUCUCACUGCUGUAGCAGUGACAAACCUGUCCAAACCCAACUGUAAUCACUAGAUUUAAUACACAGAAUUUUAUGAAAGCUGGUUAAAGUUUAUGGUGUUGCAUUAAAAAUACAACUGUGGCAAAAGCGUUUUGCUCCCAAAUAAAAGUCCCAUCUCUGACUGUUUUUA